UAAGGAUUGAAAAUGUUUUAGAAUAUUUUGAGGCGCCUACGAAUGUUUUAAAUACAAUAUCGACAUGCUUUUCUUCAAUUGAACAUCAAACUAUGAAUCAAAAAUAUCAUGGUGUCUGCCAACUGUUUUUGACUUUGUCUUUCCAACUCUCAGUGGCCUUGACGACCCAUUGUGAAUGAUCCUGAGGACUCUUCGAGUGGUCUAACACCUGGAACACCAAGUCAAUAAUUUCGGCGCUGGUCAAAUCUGGACCUCCGGUGUUAGCAUGUAGGCGUGCCCGAUCGAGCACCUUGAUGCAUUCCAAUGGAACAUACUCGGGAGGUAGGCUACCCCAAUUGCGUUCGUUCGCUUUCAAGGCCGCGACAUCCCAGUUGUUCGUCGGCAGAUGGGAGGUCUGGUGCAAUGCUCGCUCAAGAUCAUGUGGCCCCCAGCUGACGUCGUUGAACGUGCCGUCGUACCACACAAAGUCUUUCCCCCUCCCCUUGACAGGCGGGCUGGCACUCACGAUGGUAUGCCAGCAGCCGAGGACGAUGAUGGCCGCCGCAAAGAGCGAUCCAGGCUCGGCUUCUCUGCCACUCAACAAAGCUUUGACGAAAACCGGGGAAACAGCAUGUUGCCAGAGCCGUCGCCGCUGUCGCUGAUAUGUCAUGAACUCAGCAUGGAUCAGGAGCUUGAGCUCGGGCGGGAGCUCCGACGCGGCAGCGAGGAUCUCGUCCUCGGUUUUGCCGUCCGCUGACGGUGUCGAUGACGAGAGCAGGCUGAAUGUGCGUCCAAUCAUCGUGGCAUGGACCGCACAAUUGAUGUACGCUGUCAUUGGGACCACCGGAUCCCCGCCCCAGUACAGCGGUGGGGUAACGGAUUGCGUAACGACGUCGUGGAUCAUGAAACCGAGCGCAGGGGCGAGAUUAGUGUCGAGAAGCUCGGGAAGGAGCAAUGCAUCGAUGUCGUGCGGAUUAUGAUGCGCCGCGUUGAGCAGAGGGAAAGCGGUCAGCGGAGGUUGCUCGAUCUUGAGGCUUAGUUUGCCUUUGUUCUUUGGAUGUCGAAUCAUCGAGACCGGGACGACGGAAAGCCGUGGAGGCACGCAGCUUUCUUGACAUGGCUGUGUUGAUCGGUGAUCGGUCCGGAGUCCGAGCACGAGAGAAGCCGCUUCUUUCCUCAUCAUGGAUUCUAACGCCCACGACAGCCCACGCUCAGAUCUUGCAAAUUCGCCUAACCACGUCAUGCAUCAUGAGACGCGAGAAACCGAAACAAAUCAGACCUCCUGUGACCUGUCAGCACUCGGGCGGCAGAGCACUUUUACCGCCAGCGGCAUCGGCGGCGACCAUCUGACCGCCUUUCACCCUCUUUCACCCUGCCAAGAUCUGUUGCGCUUCAAAAUUGUCCAGAGGGAAGCCAUAUCCGACCUCGCGGUUGCUCGAAUAAGUCUGAUUGAAAUCCCGGUCCGAGCCCGCAACUGGUAUCAACUGUUUCGCGAGUUUCGCGAGAUCUAGGAAUUUGCAAAUGCGGAUUACAAGCGGACCAGAAGUUCUACUUCCGUCAUCUUGCAAAUGUUUUCCCCGCAGUCUCUGGUCAUCUGCCCCACGUUUCUUUCUGGGGAAGAUUGGCUGAAAUAACACGGGCGCCGGAGAACCGAUGCAUAAAAGGUGGAGUGGACAGCACCAAUAGGAUCUUCACCAAGCCAUGCAAGGUGCAAACUCGACUUUCAAGCGCUUGCUUGCUUUCCUUCUGCUCGUCAGCGCUGCAAGUGCUGACAGCUACACGGGGCCAUACUCUGAUGGUGGCUCGUGGGUCAAGGGGUACAAUGCAGCAAAAGCCCUUGUGAGCCAGAUGAGAAGGCAUAUAUUAUCGUUAUUGAAACUAGCAUUUUUGCUCAUAUCUCAAAAGGUCAACCUCACGACUGGAUUCGAUGGCUUGUGCGCUGGAGUCACUGGCGAGAUCGCCCGACUCGGGGUACCGUCCCUCUGUCUCCAAGACGGCCCGGUCGGUGUCCGUCCUGUCCGCCGAGUCUCGCAGUUCCCGGCAGGAAUCACGACCGCCGCGACAUGGAAUCGGGACCUGAUUGCUGCGCGAGGGACGGCCCUUGCUCGCGAAUUUCACGACAAGGGAGUCAACAUCUGGCUCGGACCUGUCACCGGUGGGCCCAUGGGACGCAGUCCAUUCAAUGGACGGCUUUGGGAAGGUUUCGGUCCUGAUCCGUACCUGCAUGGGGUGGCUUCCUUCUUGACUGUCAAACAUGCUCAAGCGGAAGGUGUGGUCACCUGUUCUAAGCAUUAUAUCGGAUACGAGCAGGUAGAGAUCUCCUUGCGCCUGAAUGUCCAGAUUCUCAAGAUCUGUUUGCAGGAAACGUAUCGGAACCCUUGGGGCUUGGCCGAGGCCUAUGACGUGUUCCCUGUUCUGGAACAGGAUCCGAUUUCUUCCAACUUUGACGACAAGACAGCCCACGAACUGUACUUGUGGCCGUUUGCAGAGGCGGUUCGCGCCGGCUCGGGGACCGUCAUGUGCUCGUAUAACGAAGUGAACUCAACACAUACGUGUGCCAACGAUGUCGCCCUCAACAAGUGGCUCAAAGGAGAGCUCGGCUUCCAGGGAUCCGUGGUGUCGGACUGGGGUGGAACGUGGGACACGAAGACCUCGUCAUUAUUCGGGCUCGACUUGACGAUGCCGGGAUCUGGUUUUGCCAAGCUGUUCGGCAACUUUUACGGCGACGAAUUGACCGCGUUGGUGCAGAAUGGGACCGUUCCGGAAAAGCGCUUGGAUGACAUGGCUUUACGAACACUGGCUCCCAUUCUGGAGUAUCAGAACCUGCAGACAUAUCCCCGUCCGACCUUCAACGAGUCUGAUCUGACACUUCCCACCAAUAACGUUCGCCGGGACCACUACAAGAUCAUCCGCCAGGUUGCGCAGGAGGCGAUAACGCUCGUCAAAAACAAUCGCACGGGCGGGCUUGGCCUGCCGCUUCCAGCUCCCGCAGACAUGGCCUCGCUGGCUGUGAUUGGACAGGACGCUGGCCCAGCUCCGUGGGGAAUGACCUCUUGUGGCACUUCGGGCAAUGCCUGUCUGUCCGGGGGCAAUAAUGGUACACUGACCAUGGGUGGGGGCAGCGGCUUCGCUUAUCCGCCAUACACGAUCGACCCUUUGGCAGCCAUCAACGCGUAUGUCGCUGCCGAUGGCCCAGACAUUAAUCAGCACCUGGAGAACUACAACUUGACGGCCGCGGCAUUGCAAGCCAGUGUUUCGGAAGCUGCGAUCGUUUUUCUGAGCGCCUUCUCUUCGGAGGGCUUCGACCGCGCCAAUCUGACCACGUAUCCCAAUGGGGACUCUCUCGUGCAAGCGAUCGCGGCCGUCAACAAGAACACGAUAGUGGUCUUGCACGUCCCCGGCGCGGUGAUUGUGGAGGACUGGAUUGAUCAUCCCAAUGUUACUGCUGUCCUUAUCGCACAUCUUCCUGGCCAGGAAAGUGGCAACAGCCUCGUGCCUGUGCUCUGGGGCGAGACAUCGCCAUCGGGAAAACUUCCAUACACAUUUGCCAAGGAUGUUUCUGACUGGCCCCCGAAUGGCAUCAUGUCCGACGCUGUUCUCAAACCCCAGGUCAACUUUACGGAGAAACUGCUUGUCGAUUACAAAUGGUUCGACGCGAAGAACAUCACGCCUCGCUUCGAGUUCGGCUUUGGGCUGAGCUACACGACCUUCUCUUUCGGCAAGCUUAGCCUCCAAAAGACCUUCCAGGCCGACAACACAUCGAUUCAGCCAACCGCCGAGCAGUUUGUUGCACUCUCGGGUGACUCUGGCAAGAGCAUGUACGAUGCUACUGUAUCUGUGAAAAACACCGGUAAAGCCGCGGGCGCCGAAGUGGCCCAGCUUUAUGUUUCGUUCCCAUCAACUGAAGAUCAGCCUCCGCGCGUGCUGCGUGGGUUCGACAAACUCAGCUUGAAACCCGGGCAACAGGGCACCGCGACCUUCGAGCUGACGAGGAAGGAUCUCUCGGUGUGGGACGUGAGCGAGCAGAAAUGGAGAGUUCCCAAGGGCUCGUUCACGAUAUCCGUCGGUGCCUCCAGUCGCGAUCUGCGUUCGGAGCUUGUUCACGACUUUGCAUGAUAAAAUUUACGACGAGAGUCCAUUGUAUAUUAAUUGGGCAUGUUUCUUUGCACCCACUUGGUGAAUAUUCACUCAUGAUCUACGACUGAACUCGGACUCGCAUUUCAUGAUACCUAUGCGCGCUCAGAAGCAGAUGACUUUGGAAGUUGGCAUACAUGACAGAGACCAGCCGUGGUCAUUUGAGCGCUCCGAGGUGGAUGCUGCCGCUGUUCCCGUACUAGCAUUCGUCUCGAGUAUUGAGCAGAGGUGAUAUGUCCAGGUGCAUGGCGGCGUCCCCUCUGCUUUGUGUCUCCCUCCAACAUCGGCUGAAUUCGUCGGAACUCCGCAUCUGCUUUCGCGCGUCGCUCCAAGAAUUAACUCAGCCUGGUCCUGGUCGAGCCUUCACAACGCGUUCAUAUCGCGUGUUUGAGGCGCUUGUGCCGGUCAAUACGCGUUGACAAGCGUGUCACAUAUCAGAAAGGACUGAGAGCGAGACAUUUGUGACGACGUGACUGAUCAUGUCACAUUCUCUUUUCAUCGUGCUCGGUCUACCGUUCCCUGUAUGUAGGCGGUAUGAGUGAAAGCGGAUUUUCCAUUUCUGUUUUUACGGGACUAGAGAUACCUGGUCUGUUGGGCAGAAACUCGAAAAGCCGAAGCAUAAAACAGUGCAACGUAAAGGAAGCGUCAUGUUCCUGCUAAUUCUUGCUCGCGUGACCAGCCUGCCGUUCUUGAUCGCCGCUAUGCCAAAAGGGGAUAUUACCCCACACCUACCCCACACUCCGGUAUUCCAAUUUCUCGUGGACAGCCGACGGCACAAGCGUGAACUAAGCGACCGGGGGACUUAUAAGUGCCAGGACACACCGGGAUCGAGAACCUGCGCAUUGCAAGCGUGGGGGGAGUCCGGCUACUCACGGCAUGCUCUGGGCAGCUUUCUAGGCGUUCAAUCGGCGACGGGGAAGGCGGAUGAUCACGGUCGAGAAUGAAUUCUCGCUCUGCUCAUGACUACGAACCAGGUGCAUGUGACUGGACUGGGCUAAAGCGGGACCGUAUAGACAGGUUUGGGUUUGCUUACAGCUCCAGAAACCAACUCUAAAGCGCACAACCAUGGUGUAAAUCCGCACAGACCAGAUCCGGGCACUCAUGGAUCGUCCCACCAACAUCCGGAACAUGAGUGUCAUUGCACACGUCGACCACGGCAAGUCGACGCUGACAGAUUCGCUGGUCUCCAAGGCUGGUAUCAUCGCCAGCGCAAAGGCCGGCGACAUGCGUUUCACAGACACUAGAGAGGACGAGAAAGAACGUGGUAUCACGAUCAAGUCCACAGCCAUCUCCAUGUACUUCGAAGUCGACAAGGAGGAAGUCGCCUCAAUCAAGCAGAAGACGGACGGUACCGAGUUUUUGAUCAACUUGAUCGAUAGCCCGGGUCACGUGGACUUCUCAUCCGAAGUGACUGCUGCCCUCCGAGUGACCGAUGGUGCCCUCGUGGUCGUCGACUGUGUCGAAGGUGUCUGCGUGCAGACCGAGACCGUGCUGCGCCAAGCACUGACCGAGCGGAUCAAACCGGUGGUCAUCAUCAACAAGGUGGACCGCGCGCUGCUCGAGCUGCAGGUCACGAAAGAGGACUUGUACCAAUCGUUCCAGCGGACGAUUGAGAGCGUGAACGUCAUUGUGUCGACAUACCACGACGCAGCCCUGGGUGACGUUCAGGUGUAUCCGGACCAGGGCACCGUCGCGUUCGGUAGUGGACUGCACGGCUGGGGAUUCAGUCUCCGCCAGUUCGCCAACCGAUACGCGAAGAAGUUUGGCGUCGACAAGGAGAAGAUGAUGGCCAAACUCUGGGGAGACAACUUCUUCAACCCAGCGACCAAGAAGUGGUCCACGAAGAACAACGCCGAUGGGAAGACCCUCGAGCGUGCCUUCUGCAUGUUUGUUCUCGAUCCGAUCUUCAAGGUCUUCGAUGCAGUGAUGAACUUCAAGAAAGACGCCAUCGGGCCUAUGCUCGACAAACUCGAGGUCAAACUGGCACCAGAUGAGCGGGACCUCGAAGGCAAGGCCUUGCUCAAAGUCGUGAUGCGCAAGUUUUUGCCCGCAGGCGACUCCCUCCUCGAAAUGAUUGUCAUCAACCUGCCUUCGCCAGCGACAGCACAGAAGUAUCGUGUCGAGACAUUGUAUGAAGGCCCGAUGGACGAUGAGUCGGCGAUCGCGAUUCGCGACUGCGACCCCAAAGGACCCUUGGUCUUGUAUGUGUCGAAGAUGGUGCCCACAUCCGACAAGGGUCGAUUCUACGCUUUCGGACGUGUUUUCGCAGGAACAGUCCGCUCCGGCCCGAAGAUUCGAAUACAGGGCCCGAACUAUCUUCCCGGCAAGAAAGAAGACCUGUUCAUCAAGUCCAUUCAACGGACUGUGCUGAUGAUGGGUCGCUAUAUCGAGCCGUUGGAGGAUUGUCCGGCUGGCAACAUUGUCGGUCUCGUUGGAAUUGACCAGUUCUUGUUGAAGAGCGGGACAUUAACAACAUCCGAGACCGCGCACAACAUGAAGGUCAUGCGUUUCUCCGUAUCACCUGUCGUGCAGGUUGCCAUCGAAGUCAAAAACGCCGCGGAUCUGCCGAAACUCGUCGAAGGGUUGAAGCGUCUGUCGAAAUCAGAUCCGUGUGUGCAGACCUGGAUCAACGAGACCGGCGAGCACAUCGUUGCCGGCGCUGGAGAGUUGCAUCUCGAGAUCUGCUUGAAGGAUUUAGAAGAAGAUCACGCGGGUGUCCCGCUGAAGAAGUCGGAGCCUGUGGUUCCGUACCGAGAGACGGUCAAAGCAGAAUCUUCGAUCGUCGCUCUGUCCAAGUCACAGAACAAGCACAAUCGUCUCUACAUGAAGGCUUUACCACUAGGGGAAGAGAUGACAAAGGCCAUCGAGGACGGCAAGGUUAGCGCGCGUGAUGACUUCAAGGCCCGGGCUCGGAUCAUGGCCGACGACUUUGGCUGGGACGUCACCGACGCAAGGAAGAUCUGGGCCUUUGGUCCGGACACGACCGGUCCCAACCUGAUGGUUGAUGUGACCAAGGGUGUCCAGUAUCUGAACGAGAUCAAAGAUUCGUGCAUCGCUGCACUCCAAUGGGCCACCAAGGAGGGUGUUUGUGCAGAUGAGAACAUGCGAGGCGUUCGCUUCAACAUGCUCGAUGUCACUCUGCAUACAGAUGCGAUCCAUCGAGGUGGAGGUCAGAUCAUCCCCACUUGCCGUCGGGCGUGUUAUGCCGCUUGUCUGCUGGCCGAGCCUGGACUGCAAGAGCCCAUCUAUCUCGUCGAGAUCCAGUGUCCAGAAGGCGCGAUCGGCGGCAUCUACAGCUGCCUGAACAAGCGCCGAGGACAAGUCUUCAGCGAGGAACAACGCAUUGGCACACCUAUGUUCACCGUCAAGGCAUACCUGCCCGUUAACGAGUCCUUCGGCUUCAACGGCGAGCUUAGGCAGGCCACUGGAGGUCAGGCCUUCCCGCAAAACGUCUUCGACCAUUGGGAGCUGAUGGCUGGCUCCCCACUCGACAAGGGAAGCAAAAUCGAGGAACUUAUCACGAAGAUGCGCGUCCGCAAAGGUCUCAAGCCCGAAAUCCCGUCUCUCGACACGUACUACGACAAGCUCUAGUCGCACGGAUUGUUCUAACGAUGAGUUUCACGAAAUAUUUGUCGAGAGUUGUUGUAUUCAAAUUCAAUUGUACUUUUCAACUGGCGGUCUUCGUCGCAGCUUCAUCUGAGCGAGAUGUGGUUAGAUAGAGGUUUUCACUCACAGUAGGCUACGCACGUUGGACAUGUGCGGGAACGGAAAAGACAAGCGCGAUCGUCAAGUCACCGGGCACUGCCACAUCACGUGCCCGUUACCAAUAUCGGAUCCGAAGUUUUUCACCUUUUUCAUCCUCUUCCUCACCGCAGGCUCACUCACCCCCUGCUCUCUCACCGAUCUCUCGCAGCGUUCUGUGCGAGCAUCGAGUUCCAAACAUCUCUUAACUCUUCUUCAUCUCAAGCUUCGACAACAUGGUUAACUUCACCGUUGACGAGAUUCGUGGGCUCAUGGACAAGCCCCACAACAUCCGUAACAUGAGUGUUAUCGCUCACGUCGACCACGGCAAAUCGACCCUCACCGACUCUCUCGUCUCCAAGGCCGGUAUCAUCGCCCACGCCAAUGCUGGCAAUGCCCGCUACAUGGACACGAGGCAGGAUGAGAAAGAUCGUGGUAUCACUAUCAAGUCGACGGCCAUUUCGAUGUACUUCCAGCUCCCUGAGGAGGACAUGGCUGCCGUCAAGCAAAAGAACCAAGGCAACGAGUUCUUGAUCAACCUGAUCGACAGCCCUGGUCACGUGGACUUCUCUUCGGAGGUUACAGCCGCACUGCGUGUCACCGAUGGUGCUCUUGUUGUCGUCGACACCAUCGACGGUGUCUGUGUCCAGACUGAGACCGUGCUCCGUCAGGCUCUCGGUGAGCGUAUCAAGCCCGUUGUCAUUAUCAACAAGGUCGACCGUGCGCUGCUCGAGCUUCAAGUCUCCAAGGAAGACCUUUACCAGUCUUUCUCGCGAACCAUUGAGAGUGUCAACGUGAUCAUCUCCACCUACCACGAUGCCGCUCUCGGUGAUGUCCAGGUCUUCCCCGACCAGGGUACCGUCGCUUUUGGUUCCGGUCUGCACGGAUGGUGCUUCACUCUGCGUCAGUUCGCUGCCCGCUACUCUAAGCGUUUCGGUGUGGACAAGGACAAGAUGAUGAAGCGUCUCUGGGGUGACAAUUACUUCAACCCUGCGACCAAGAAGUGGUCGACCAAGGGCACUGACGCCGAGGGCAAGCCCCUCGAGCGUUGCUUCAACAUGUUCGUCCUCGAGCCCAUCUUCAAGGUCUUCGAUGUCGUCAUGGACUUCAAAAAGGACCAGCUCGGCCCCAUGCUCGAGAAGCUUGACAUCAAGCUGGACCAGGAGGAGCGUGAGCUCGAGGGAAAGAAGCUCCUCAAGGCCAUCAUGCAGAAGUUCCUGCCCGCCGGUGACUCGCUCCUGGACAUGAUUGUCAUCCACCUUCCUUCGGCUGCUGCUGCUCAGCGCUACCGUGUUGAGUCUCUGUACGAGGGACCUAUGGACGACGAGUCCGCCAUCGGCAUCCGUGACUGCGACCCCAAGGGUCCCCUCGUCCUGUACGUCUCCAAGAUGGUGCCCACCUCCGAUAAGGGACGUUUCUACGCCUUCGGUCGUGUGUUCUCUGGAACCGUCCGGGCUGGCCCCAAGGUCCGCAUCCAGGGCCCCAACUACAUUCCCGGCAAGAAGGACGACCUGUUUGUCAAGUCCAUCCAGCGUACCGUUCUCAUGAUGGGUCGUUACAUCGAGCCCCUCGAGGACUGCCCCGCCGGAAACAUCGUCGGUUUGGUCGGUAUCGAUCAGUUCCUGCUCAAGAGCGGAACCCUCACCACUUCGGACACUGCCCACAACAUGCGUGUCAUGCGUUUCUCUGUGUCCCCCGUCGUGCAAGUCGCCGUCGAGGUCAAGAACGCUGCCGAUCUGCCCAAGCUCGUCGAAGGUCUCAAGCGUCUCUCCAAGUCCGACCCCUGUGUCCAGACCUGGAUCGCUGAGACUGGUGAGCACAUUGUUGCUGCUGCCGGUGAGCUGCACUUGGAGAUUUGCUUGAAGGAUCUCGAGGAGGACCACGCUGGUGUCCCUCUCAAGAAGUCCGACCCCGUUGUGCCCUACCGUGAGACUGUGAACGCCGAGUCCUCGAUCGUUGCCCUGUCCAAGUCGCAGAACAAGCACAACCGACUGUACUUGAAGGCCAUGCCUCUCGGGGAGGAGCUGACUCGUGCCAUCGAAGACGGCAAGAUCAACCCCCGUGACGACUUCAAGAUCCGUGCGCGUUUGAUGGCUGACGAGUUCGGCUGGGACGUCACCGAUGCCCGCAAGAUCUGGGCCUUUGCUCCUGAUGGUAACGGCCCGAACAUCUUGGCUGAUGUGACCAAGGGUGUGCAAUACCUUGCCGAAAUUAAGGACUCGUGUGUUGCUGGUCUUGAGUGGGCUGCCAAGGAGGGUGUGUGUGCCGAGGAGAACAUGCGUGGUGUUCGUUUCAACCUGAUGGAUGUGACGUUGCACGCUGAUGCUAUCCACCGUGGCGGAGGACAGCUCAUUCCCACCACCCGUCGUGUGAUCUACGCUGCCUGCUUGCUCGCUGAGCCGACGUUGAUGGAGCCGAUCUUCCUUGUCGAGAUCCAGUGCCCGGAGAACGCGAUCGGUGGUGUCUACUCUUGCCUCAACAUCAAGCGUGGCCAGGUCUUCAGCGAGGAGCAGAGGCCCGGAACCCCCAUGUUCACCAUCAAGGCCUACCUGCCCGUCUCCGAGUCGUUCGGUUUCAACGGUGCCCUUCGCCAGGCCACUUCUGGCCAGGCCUUCCCCCAGAGUGUGUUCGACCACUGGGAGCCUCUCCAGGGCUCGCCCCUCGAGAAGGGCAGCAAGCUCGAGGCCCUCGUCCAGGGCAUUCGUACUCGCAAGGGUCUUACUCCGGCCAUCCCUGCCCUGGAUACUUACUACGACAAGCUCUAAGAUUAAUGAUGACGAUUGACUGUAGACUGCCUUUUCUCCCUCUGUUUCCCUGUACGUGAAUACGAGCUGAAUGUAUAACAAAAAUACAAUCUUGUAUUCCCUGCAUCAGCUGUUC
Molecule: messenger RNA, 10734 nt
Organism: Mycena citricolor
Lineage: Eukaryota; Fungi; Basidiomycota; Agaricomycetes; Agaricales; Mycenaceae
Source: the annotation of a GenBank genome assembly